AAGUCAUUUGUUUUAUAUAGUUGAAGUUUAUUUUUUUAAGACUUAAGUUUUAUUUUAGCUAUUGAGUGUAUUUAAAGAGAAUGAUUGGAAAACUCUAAGUUAAUUUUCAUUUUUGUUCAGUGACUUUUCUUUUAUUAGAGUCUAUAUAAGAACUCUGUGGACAGAGGUUUGAAAGUCCCAAUUUAAACAACUGAAAAUUAUUAUAUAAGAUAAACUAAGAUGGCAUCUAUUGAAGUUAAAGAAGACAAGUACCGUACACAUAUUUAUGGGGAAACAGAGAAAAACACCAAAUGGAGGUAUGGAGGCCCUCCCAACUAUGAUGUUGUGAACAAGCUUUUUGAAGAAGGCAGAACUAAGAUAUGGCCAACAGGAUCACUUGAAGAGAAAGUGCAAAACCUUGUGAAGACAUGGGAAAUGGAGAUGUUCCACAAGACAAGUUUUGAUGACUACAAAACUGUUGAUAAAAACAAGUACACUCUAAGCUUAAAUGGUAGAAGAGCUUUGAGUUUAGAGGAGAAGCGUAAGCUUGGGGGAGGCUACAACUCGUUGUUGCAGACAUCCUUACCAGACAACUUGCGGUGUUACAACCCAGCAGAAGAAACAGCAGAUUCUUCUCACCGUGCUUUUACAACUGCCUUUCCUCGAGGAUUUGCAGUGGAAAUUCUUCAUGUCUACUCUGGUCCACCAGUGAUUGUUUACAAGUUCCGGCACUGGGGCUAUAUGGAAGGUCCAUUCAAAGGUCAUAACCCCACCGGAGAAAUGGUUCAACUCUUUGGCAUGUCCAUUUUUGAGCUGGAUGAACAAGAGAAAAUUGUGAAGGUGGAGUUCUUCUAUGAUCGUGGAGAACUACUUGGAGGUCUUCUAAAGGGUUCAAGGUCGGAUAGUAGUAUCUCUCAAGAUGAAGCCUCAACUUGUCCUUUUAUGAAGAAAACUGGGUAGUAUAUAUUUUCAAUCAAAUGAAUGAACCCCAUCUCGUAAAAUCAAUUUAUCUAUUAUUAUAUUAUAUUAUGUGUGACCCAUCAAGCAAAUCAUGUUAGCUACCAUUUCUAUAAUAUAAAUACAUGUACAAUAAAAGGCUUUUUCACAUAUAUACAAUGUGCACACCUAAAUUAAUGCGGCAGUCACUAAAGUUAUUA
Molecule: messenger RNA, 1136 nt
Organism: Cannabis sativa
Lineage: Eukaryota; Viridiplantae; Streptophyta; Magnoliopsida; Rosales; Cannabaceae
Product: pathogen-related protein
Exons: 4
Coding region: 220-939 (239 amino acids)
Source: RefSeq, a predicted model, not a curated record